AUGUUCACUCCCUGUACUUGCCUCUCGUCUCCCAGCGUCUGUCCUUACUGGGGAGGUGUUCUAGGUUUGUUAACCAUGGUGACAGACAAGGUGGGCGGUGUUCUAGGUCUGGUAACCAUGGUGACAGACAAGGUGGGCGGUGUUCUAGGUUUGUUAACCAUGGUGACAGACAAGGUGGGCGGUGUUCUAGGUUUGUUAACCAUGGUGACAGACAAGGUGGGCGGUGUUCUAGGUCUGGUAACCAUGGUGACAGACAAGGUGGGCGGUGUUCUAGGUCUGGUAACCAUGGUGACAGACAUGGUGGGAGGUGUUCUAGGUUUGUUAACCAUGGUGACAGACAAGGUGGGCGGUGUUCUAGGUUUGUUAACCAUGGUGACAGACAAGGUGGGCGGUGUUCUAGGUUUGUUAACCAUGGUGACAGACAAGGUGGGCGGUGUUCUAGGUCUGGUACCCAUGAAGACAUACAUGUUCGUAGGUGAACUACCUGACACAAACACACCUCAUCCACCACCAGCCACCAUGGAGACCAACUACCACCAGACACCAUGGAGACCAUCCACCACCAGCCACCAUGGAGACCAUCUACCACCAGACACCAUGGCGACCAUCUACCACCAGGCACCAUGGAGACCAUCCACCACCAGAUAUCUAUUCAUCCACCACCAGAUAUCUAUUCAUCCACCACCAGACAUCAUGGAGACCAUCCACCACCAGAUAUCUAUUCAUCCACCACCAGAUAUCUAUGGACCAUCCACCACCAGAUAUCUAUUCAUCCACCACCAGAUAUCUAUUCCAUCCACCACCAGAUAUCUAUUCAUCCACCACCAGAUAUCUAUUCAUCCACCACCAGAUAUCUAUUCAUCCACCACCAGAUAUCUAUUCAUCCACCACCAGAUAUCUAUUCAUCCACCACCAGACACCAUGGAGACCAUCCACCACCAGAUAUCUAUUCAUCCACCACCAGACACCAUGGAGACCAUCCACCACCAGAUAUCUAUUCCAUCCACCACCAGAUAUCUAUAA
Messenger RNA from Salmo salar (Atlantic salmon), 1023 nucleotides. NCBI's taxonomy places the organism in Eukaryota, Metazoa, Chordata, Actinopteri, Salmoniformes, Salmonidae. The record is from RefSeq and is a predicted model, not a curated record.